CGUCUAUUCCUCUUCUUCUUCUUCGCUUAAAACGCCGAGUGCCGCUUUUGUGUGCGUGUGUGCGCAAAUAUCGCGGAGUCACAAAACAAUAGAAAACUCGAUUUACCCCCCACAAUCGUCAAGGGACUCGCGCUGCGCUUGUGCUGCGGACCAUCACCGCCGCUUGCCUUAAUUUGUGGCCUCGAAUUAACCACCCCCCGACUUCAGCACUACGCCAGGCACGUCGAAAUAGUAGGCCGAACCGGAACAACAGCGAAUGCUACCGAUGGAGGACCGCACGAGCUCUGAACGGGUGUACGGGGGCUGCGAGGGACCGGAUGCCAUGUACGUGAAGCUGAUCUCAUCCGAUGGGCACGAGUUCAUCGUGAAACGCGAGCACGCGCUUACCUCCGGCACGAUCAAAGCCAUGCUCUCCGGCCCCGGCCAGUUUGCGGAGAAUGAAGCCAACGAAGUGAACUUCCGAGAAAUACCCUCGCACGUCCUCGAGAAAGUGUGCAUGUACUUCACCUACAAGGUCCGGUACACGAACAGUUCGACCGAGAUACCGGAGUUCCCGAUCGCACCGGAAAUUGCCCUCGAGCUGCUGAUGGCAGCAAACUUCCUCGAUUGCUAGGUGCCACUGACUCGGAUCGGUGGACACAUUUAAGUUGUUUCCCUCUUUGUAAGGCUACUACUACUACUACUACUACUACCACGACUACUUCUUCUUCUUCUACAAGACGUAGACGUCUUCUACGAUCGGACUGUGCAACAGGAACACUAGCGACAUCAAAUUUAGCGCUUCAUCCUUCCAUUCGAAUCCCGCAACUAUAACGGGACCCACCGUCCUUCCUUCCUUCCUGGCAGGGACGUUCUUCCGGAAAAAAAGCGACCGUCACUUCACCGUCACCUUUGUUGGUUAACCUCCUUACUCCGUUGCUCCGUGACAAAUAAACUAGGGUGAAAACUUGGUAUAAAAGCAAA
Molecule: messenger RNA, 963 nt
Organism: Anopheles aquasalis
Lineage: Eukaryota; Metazoa; Arthropoda; Insecta; Diptera; Culicidae
Gene: EloC
Product: transcription elongation factor elongin C
Biological process (GO): ubiquitin-dependent protein catabolic process
Source: RefSeq, a predicted model, not a curated record